AUGUUCUCCCUUCUGCCUCCCCUCCCCAAGCUGCACAGCUUUGUGAAGGACGCCAGGGAGCAGUAUGACAAGCUGCAGAUGAUGCACUUGAACAUGGAGACUCUGUACAAGGAGCUGGGCGAGUACUUCCUCUUUGACCCCAAGAAGGUGUCGGUGGAAGAGUUCUUCAUGGAUCUGCACAACUUCAAGAACAUGUUUGUGCAAGCAGUCAAGGAAAACCAGAAGAGGCGGGAGACAGAGGAGAAGUUGCGUCGAGCCAAACUGGCCAAGGAGAAGGCCGAGAAGGAACGGCUAGAGAAGCAACAGAAGAGAGAGCAGCUCAUCGACAUGAAUGCGGAGGGUGAUGAAACAGGCGUAAUGGACAGUCUUCUGGAAGCCCUGCAGUCAGGGGCGGCGUUCCGACGGAAGAGGGGGCCUCGCCAGGCCAACAGGAAAGCUGGGUGUGCAGUCACGUCACUGCUGGCCUCGGAGCUGACCAAGGAUGACGCCAUGACCUCCGUCCCCUCCAAGGUGUCCAGGAGCGGGGAGGGAAUCCCCACAAUCCUGGAGGAAAGCAAGGAGCUGGUCGGCCGAGCAAGCUAGCUGGGUCCUGCAGCCUGGAAGCUCCUGAUAGCCCUGCCCUGCAGCAUGUGCCUAACGGGUCAUGGAGACAUUCCUCAGGGGGCUGCCCCCAUCUUUCCCCUGACCUGCUACUCCCUGUCCAUCACACACAGCUUCCGCUGCCAGGAGGCUAGGAGGAAAGGGCAAUGCAGGGAGUCCGGCCCUGGCUGUUGUAUUACCAAAGCAGGCUCGUGUUUGCUGCCUUAACCCCAAGAGUCUCCUCCGUUACUAUCAGGCCUCGUCUCCGAGGAGCCCCGCCUGCUUUCCCAGCCCCUGCCUCUCCGCUGGGCUUGCCCCUGUUCGUCUUGCUGGGUUUGUGCUUUUCUUCUGUGGUGUCUCCUGCUCUGACAACAGCAUGGGGCUUGUGAGCCCGCGGACUUACCCCCCUCUCCUCCCAUUGCCUGUCACCUCUGCUCUGCUCUGCUCUGCCCUCCCCUGGCUCUUAUUUAUUACUAGUAGCGUGGCAUGGGGGAGCUGCUUCUAAGGAAGGGGAGCAGAUCCCACCCUUACCCCCAUCUUUCUGGGCAAUGCCUCAAAAAAAAAAAAAACAAGGAUCUGGACCCUUCACCAGUUCUGUGGAGGCCUGGGCUUGGGCCUGUGGGCAGGCAGGCAAGGCAGGGAGCCCCAAGCCUGCUGCCAGUCUCGUGCCCUCAGCCCCUGGCACUGCUGCACCAGCCUCUGGCUCCUAAGGCCUGGGCCCUCCUCUUGCCUCCCGGAGCACUGGUGCAUUUUUUCUGGAGUCUGGGCUGGAUCGUGACCUUCCAACACCUCACCCUUGUCUCCAAGGAAAUGGGAGGUGGAGCCUCCUGGCUGAGAAAUUGUUUUGCAAAUGGAUCUAUUUUUGUAUGAGAUUUUUUUUUUAAAGUAAUUUUCCCUUUCCCUUGCCCUUUCCCCCUCCAUAAUGUCAAGGCUUUCAUGUCUGUCCUGGAUUCCCUCCCCACAGGCCUCACUCCUGAAGCAGCCCCUGAGGCUGGCACAGUCUCCCAGCACCCAGCGCUGGGUAGGAAGGAGCUCUCCUCUGGGGAAGCUGACACCCCCCAGCCCCAGAGCAGCAGGGGCUCAGAGACUGGUUUUUAUAAAUGUAAUAUAUUUAUCAAGCCAAAUGUGCAAAUGCUAAUUGAACACUUGGGGGAACGGUGGGUGGGCACAGGGAGUGUCCCCACACACACAUACACACAUACACAACACACACACACAUAGCCCCAGUCCUUUGUGCCCCCCUUUGCUUCCUGCAAGCAUUGGGCAGGCCAGACUGCUCAGUGGCGCCAGCUCCAGGACCCUCAGGUGCCCUGGCUCAAGGUGACAGCUGGCCUCCCUCUUGCAUCCCACCUCAGCGAGGGAGAGGGGCUGGCACCUGAGGCCUGGGCGUGCUGCUUCCGCAGAGGGGAGUUAGGACCCUUGCAGCGGGGGAGCAGGGGCAGGAGGGGUCCAGUGGCUGGAGCCUGUGCAGGAGUCAGUGCGGCUCCUCAGAGCUCUUCCCAGGAAGACUGUGUAGCAAUGGGGACUGCUGCUUCUCUGGGUCCCCUCCUGCUAUCUCAUGGGACUUUGACCCUUCCUUUUUUAAUCUACUUUUACUAAAAUGCAUUUAUUAAAAAAACAAAGAUAAAAUGUAAACUUAUUUCCCUUGUCUCUUGGGCUUCUGGGUUUAUCAUCACCUCCAGUUUGUUGGGUCAUUUCCAACUCUUAAUAAAGCGUCAAAACAGUG
Sorex fumeus (smoky shrew) is the source of this 2305-nucleotide messenger RNA. Its product is annotated as protein diaphanous homolog 1-like. The transcript is spliced from 5 exons. Gene Ontology annotation, cellular component: actin filament; cytoplasm. Lineage: Eukaryota; Metazoa; Chordata; Mammalia; Eulipotyphla; Soricidae. Gene Ontology annotation, biological process: actin filament polymerization. Gene Ontology annotation, molecular function: actin binding; microtubule binding. The record is from RefSeq and is a predicted model, not a curated record. Bases 1 to 582 code for a protein of 193 amino acids.